UGUCGCGAUUUAUGGUCGUUUUCAUUUGUACAACAACAUGUCAAAUGUUAGUCUUUCGAAUGGGAGUCCGACGUUGGAAAUGGUGGAUCCGCGUCCGACGAAUCACACGAAGCCCCCGAUUCGCAGAAAUCUUUUCGGAUCGGUAGAUCACGACGACUUUAGGAGGGAGUGUUUGGUUCAAAUGAAGGAGAUGGAGAAGGCUUCUAUUGACAAAUGGAAUUAUGAUUUCCAAAACGACAAGCCCCUUUCCCAGGGAGAUUAUAAAUGGGAACCCAUGAAAAGCAGCGAACUGCCUGACUUUUACAGCAGACCGCCUCACAAGCGAGUCUUGUCCUCUGGAAAUGUGGACCAUAACGGGAAUCAUGAUUACCGAGUCCGACCGAGCUGUCUUACGAACGGGGCUGAGCUAUCCGAGGAGACUGAGAGCGAGAGGCAGAAGCAUUGUCACCACUCUCACAACCGGGCAAGGAAAAGACCUGCAAAUCCAGAACCCCAAAGUACUGGUAAAAAGUCACAUUCCAGUGAAGAGGAUGAAGUGGUGUCAAAGUCAGUAGAGCAGACACCCAGCAAAAACGAUUCCAGGACACAUGAACACUAAUACCAAGCGCUGAGAAGUCCUCCUUUUUCAUUGAAUACUGUACUUCAGGACCUUAAGAAGAUAAGAGGGAAAGAAGAGAAGACAGGAUACAAAAUGGCCUGCGUUUAGGAGGGAGAGAGGCUGUGCAAGCACUGAAUAUAUACACUAAAGUUUUGGCACUCAAUUUAAUCCUAUCUCCUCAAAAGCAGAAAAUGUAGCAGUGUGCAAAAUUGGAUGUUUUUCCCUUUUUGCUCAGUUUUAUUUUAACUACCUAUGUAUAGCACAUAAAACAUAAUAUUAUUAUGUUAAUAAAAUAAGUGUCUUGAAGAAUUGCUGUGCAGUUCUCAAAAAAAUAUUGUUUGUUUGUAAAAGUGGUCAUAUGAUAUCCUUGUUCAGAAAUAAUUGAUAGUUAUAAAUGGGGCAGCAGGGUAGCCUAGUGGUUAGACCAUUGGACUAGUAACCGAAAGGUUGCAAGUUCAAAUCCCCGAGCUGACAAGGUACAAAUCUGUCAUUCUUCCCCUGAACAGGCAGUUAACCCACUGUUCCUAGGCUGUCAUUGAAAAUAAGAAUUUGUUCUUAACUUACUUGCCUAGUUAAAUAAAGGUAAAAAGAAAAUGCAGAUUAUUUAUAAGUCACUGUUUUUGAGAGUAUCUCAUCAAAGAAUCAGUUGUUUCUAUUUUGUGGCUUUAUUCAGUGUUCAGUGCUAGUACAUAGUUUGAAGGCCUAUUAUUCAAAAGCUGGUCAUUAGAGGUCAAUUCUAUUUCAAUUGAGGAAGUAAACUGAAAGUCAUUCCAAUUCCAAUUUUCCUCAAUGUUUUUCAAUGACAGAAAAUAUUUGGAUUUUUUUUUUACUUCCUGAGUUGACUGAAUUUGAAUGUAAUUGACCCAAUGCUACACUAAGGUCAUAUUGUCAAUCAGUUUGUUACAUGACCUAACUAGAUACAAGUUUACAUGCAAAUAAUAUAUUAUUAUUUUAAUUAAGUGUUCCUACUGCGAAAGGGAAAGAUCCUGCCAAAGUUUCAACAUUUGUCUUAUUUUUAUGGAGAAAAAAUUAAAUGAUUAGGCCUUAUUCAUGGCAUAGUUAGAAAUUAUUGGUUAAAGUUUGAAAAUAUAGUUCCCAUUUUGAAGUAUUAAUUAUUAUUAUUAUGCCACCCUAAAAUUAGUUGGUUUCCUUUAACCUAUUCAUAAUGUGGUCCAGUUUGACCCAGAGUAGCCUACACUCUCAGAUGUGUUUUGUAACCCCUGGCCACUUUUCAAACAUAAAUAUGUGAAUCAACGAUUUGCCUCUUAUUGUGUGUUGACUUCAUAUUGAGCAUGACAUGGCACUAUAUAGACCACACAAAGGAAAUAAUUAUCAUCUUUGAGGAGGACAGACAGAUAAAAGACAAAGCUAUACUGCAUGUACAGUGUGUCUGUAUAAAACUUUGAAGUGUACCUGUGUAUUUUUCCUUGUAAAAAUUAUAGUAACGUAUUUUUCUUCAGGUUUUUGUGGUUGAAUUGAUAUCCAAAGUGACAUUUUUUGAGCAUUGUUAUGUAAAUACUUUAAAAAAUGUUUUUGGAUAGAAAAGGUUGCACAACUGAGCCUGGUUAAAAAUAUACCUGUAUAUUUUGUAUUGUGUCUCUGAAACCAGCAGUCAUUUGAUAAAAAAAAAACUAUAUUGGUUUAAAUAAAAAGUUAUUUAUUUAUUAUUUUCAUAA
Oncorhynchus keta (chum salmon) is the source of this 2274-nucleotide messenger RNA. RefSeq names its product cyclin-dependent kinase inhibitor 1B-like. Gene Ontology annotation, cellular component: nucleus; cytoplasm. Gene Ontology annotation, molecular function: protein-folding chaperone binding; cyclin-dependent protein serine/threonine kinase inhibitor activity. The record is from RefSeq and is a predicted model, not a curated record. Lineage: Eukaryota; Metazoa; Chordata; Actinopteri; Salmoniformes; Salmonidae. The transcript has 3 exons. Gene Ontology annotation, biological process: negative regulation of cell population proliferation; regulation of cell cycle; G1/S transition of mitotic cell cycle. The coding region runs from base 38 to 598 and encodes 186 amino acids.